GGAGGUUUCUUCCGGCGCCGCGGCGCCGCCGCCACCAAUGUCCAUCGCGCGGGAAAAUUUCCCCAGCCCCCCGCCACUUCUCUCCACUGCCCAAAUCCAAGCACCAUCCCCGACAAGAUCUGCCAAAUCCAAUCCCCCCUAGCCAUGGCUACCGUCGCCGCCGCCGCCCCCGAGCACAUCGAGGCGAUGGAGCAAGUUGAAGGGGAGGAGCUGGCGGCUGGAGCACCCGCCGCCGCUACCGCCGAUGACGUCGACGCGCCCACCGAGGCGAUGGAGCAAGUUGGAGGGGAUGAGGCGGCCGCCGCCGCUGACGACGCCGCCCAGCCGAUGGAGGAAGGCGAAGGGGAGGAGGCGGAUGCUGGCGCCGAGGCUCACAUGGAGGCAUCGGAGCAGGCUGAAGAGGAGGAGCAGGAGGAGGUCCACGCGGUGGCGGUGGCAGAGGAGGAGGAAGCGGAGGCCCAGCCGCUGCAGACGGUGCUCCCGCUGGGCAGGGUGAAGAGGAUCAUGCGGGUCGACAGCGAGAUAAAGAAGGUGACCGCCGAGGCGUCGCUGCUCAUCGCCGCGGCCACCGAGCUCUUCCUCGGCUCCCUCGCCGCCGGCGCCCACACGGCCGCCUCCCAAGGUGGCCGGCGGACGGUGCGCGCCGCGCACGUCCGGUCCGCGGUCCGCGCGCACCGCCCCACCGCCGACUUCCUCCUCGACUGCCUUCCAGCUGCCGCGGAGGCGGCGCCCCGCGUCGCCCGCUCCGGAUCCGAUGGUGCCGCCGCCGACGCCGAAGCAGCAGUGCCCAAGCCGCUGCCACGCGGGACCCGCCGCAUCGACGGAUUCUUCCAGAAGGUCACUUAGAGGUGUCUCUCUCCGUGUGCGUUUAUGAACUGCUGCUCCAAGUGGUUGAAAUGUAUUCCUACCCUGCCAUGCGAUGGAAGUAGAACCUAUGAAUUUUGUCAAUCUAAGUAUGCAGUUGUCUUUAACCUUACAAAUUCCUCAUCUCUGGCAAGGAUCUGAUAUGCCAUCGUAUCUUUAUUUA
Messenger RNA from Triticum dicoccoides, 1027 nucleotides. RefSeq names its product nuclear transcription factor Y subunit C-6-like. The transcript has a single exon. The coding region runs from base 145 to 846 and encodes 233 amino acids. Gene Ontology annotation, biological process: regulation of DNA-templated transcription. Lineage: Eukaryota; Viridiplantae; Streptophyta; Magnoliopsida; Poales; Poaceae. Gene Ontology annotation, molecular function: transcription cis-regulatory region binding; protein heterodimerization activity. The record is from RefSeq and is a predicted model, not a curated record. Gene Ontology annotation, cellular component: nucleus.